This is a messenger RNA of Impatiens glandulifera, 1242 nucleotides long. RefSeq names its product putative pectinesterase/pectinesterase inhibitor 38. Bases 1 to 1242 code for a protein of 413 amino acids. Gene Ontology annotation, molecular function: pectinesterase inhibitor activity; pectinesterase activity. Gene Ontology annotation, biological process: cell wall modification. Lineage: Eukaryota; Viridiplantae; Streptophyta; Magnoliopsida; Ericales; Balsaminaceae. The transcript is spliced from 2 exons. The record is from RefSeq and is a predicted model, not a curated record.
AUGGGUGCAUGGUUCGACUGUUCAAAUCUCUACGAUCUUGCCACCCUCCAACUAAACAACACUCUAUACGUCUCCAACAAUCACACAGAUUCCGAUACACAAUCAUGGCUUAGCGCAGCCUCCACGAAUAUUCUCAUUUGUGAAAGAGAAAUUUCUCAGAUUAUCAAUCACAUUACUCCUCUAUCGAGAAACAACAUAACGGCUCUAAUAAGGAAUUCACUUACCAUUAACCAUGAAUGGUCGGAACAGGCGGUUGAUCACAAUAUCCGACAACAUAUUCCUAACAAGUUGGUUCUUGGAAACGAAAAGAAGUCGACAAAAUGGACGUCAAUAUUUUCGAAGGUAGAUAUUGUAGUGGCCAAGGACGGAACUGGUAACUAUAAAACCAUACAAGAGGCUAUCACUACUUUGAGAAGAUGGAAACGGAAGGAUGACAUGAAAUAUGUCAUUUCUAUUAAAUCGGGAGUGUAUCAUGAGAAUAUUUUAAUCCCUAAGAAUCUUAAUAACGUCGUAAUGGUUGGAGACGGCAUAAAAAAAACUAUAAUUACUGGUGAACGCAGUGAACCAAAAGGUUUUAGUCUCAUCGGAUCUGCAACUUUCGCCGUACAAGGCUCGGGAUUCAUUGCGCAGGGCAUAACCUUUAGGAACACAGCUGGUCCGAAGGGUGGACAAGGAGUGGCAAUGGCUUCCUUUUCGGAUCACUCUGUUUUCUACCGAUGCAGCUUUGAAGGAUACCAAGAUACCCUUUAUGCAGCUUCCGGUAGACAAUUAUAUCGCGAAUGUUUCAUAAUAGGGACUGUGGAUUUCAUUUUUGGAAAUGCAGCAGCCGUGUUUCAAAAAUGUACCAUAAAGACAAUGAACCGAGCCUUAGCUGUGAUAACUGCUCAAAGUAGGGAGUUUACAUAUGAGAACACGGGUUUCUCGUUUCAAUACUCGUUGAUAAUCCCCUCAAACAACACAUUUUUGGGACGACCUUGGAGGAAUCAUGCUCGAGUUGCGUUUCUUCAGUCAUUUUUCAACAAACAAAUCAAUCCAGCAGGCUGGUUAAAAUUCGCCGGAUCUUCGGAUGUGAACAAUUUGUGUUAUAGAGAGUAUAAAAAUUUCGGCCCUGGAUCUUCAACUCGGAAAAGAGUAAAUUGGAAAAGCUAUAGGGUCAUGGGUGACAUAGAGGCUCAACAAUACACUGUUCCAAAGCUCAUAGAUGGUUGGUCAUGGCUUCCAGAUACCCUGGUGUUCGAAUGA